AUGAAAGUUUGUUCUCUGCAUUUUAAAAAAGAAGAUUUGUUUUUACAGACAGAACUGGGUAAUGACAAAACGUGUAAAAAGCUCGUACGUUUAAAAAAAACUAGUGUGCCUUCGCAAAAUCUUCCUCAAGGAGUUAUUGUAGACAAGUUAAGUGUCAAUGAAUCUGCACGUGCAUCUCGUGAACUUAGAUCGAAAAAACGUCUUAAUAGAUUUGAAAAUUCUGAAUUUAUUUCUAAUGGUGAUGAACAGACUCAAAAUGAUUCAGCUCAGGAAAUCGAUUUAAGAAAUGAAAAUCUGAUUCAAGAGGUAGAUGUUCAGAAUGAUAAAUGCGAAGAGAUUGAUAAAAAUAAAAUUGUGGGAAACGACGAUUUUGUAGAACCUCUCUUAGAAAAAUCUGCUGUUGUCCAAGAAAAUUCUCAUGUAGAUGUUGAAGUUCAAGUUCAAACUUCCCAAAUAGAUGCUGCAAUUCAAGUUGCAAGUGAUUUUAUUAUACCGCAAUUUUCAACUUUCAUCACGACUGAUCAAGAACUGAGCACAAUGACAGGCAUUUGUGAUUUUAAAUUGUUGUCUACAAUUGAGCAGUUGGUGAAACAUGUUAAAUCAGAUAAUACAAGUGUUAAGUUAAAUACAAGGGAAUUAAUUAUUAUGACAUGCAUGAAGCUAAAACAGAAUAUGUCAUACGCAAUGUUGGCAAUAUUGUUUAAAUUUAAAAGUCAAGACAAUUGCAAAAAACGAAUUUUUGAAAUGAUUGAUAUUUUAAAUAUCUGUUUGAAACCUGCCAUUUUUUGGCCAAGCAAAGAGAAUGUUUUGAGAAAUAUACCGAAAUGUUUUCAAGGAUUUGAGCAGGUUAGAGUAGUUGUCGACUGCACUGAAAUUCGAAUUCAAAGACCUGCGAACUUAUGCUGCCAAAUACAAACCUACUCCUACUACAAAGGAAAUUAUACUAUUAAAUUUAUGACUGGUGUAACAUCUGCUGGAUUGAUUUCCUUCGUCAGUCAAGCUUAUGGAGGUCGAGCCUCUGAUAAUUCAAUUUUCGAGCAGAGUGCGAUUUUAAAUAAAUUGGACAAAAAUGACAUUGUAAUGGCAGAUAAAGGCUUCACAGUGGAAGAACUUUGUAAAAAAAAAGACGUUUCUCUUCUAACGCCUUUCUUCUUAAGAAAUAAAAAACAGUUUUCUGAAACUGAAGCCAAUGUAAAUCGCGAUAUUGCCAAAGCCCGAGUUCACGUGGAGCGAGCAAAUCAGCGAUUAAAAACAUUUGCUAUUCUUGGCGACAUCCUUCCUGUUUGCAUGAUUAGCAAGAUUGAAGAAAUCUUCAACAUCAUCUGUGGAAUAGUAAAUCUGAGUGCACCAAUUUUAAAAAAUGAUAAAUUUUAG
Leptopilina boulardi is the source of this 1374-nucleotide messenger RNA. RefSeq lists its product as uncharacterized. NCBI's taxonomy places the organism in Eukaryota, Metazoa, Arthropoda, Insecta, Hymenoptera, Figitidae. The record is from RefSeq and is a predicted model, not a curated record. The transcript is spliced from 3 exons. Bases 1 to 1374 code for a protein of 457 amino acids.